AUGGCUCUCCCAAUCAGCAGCCCAUCACCCCGUCUAGAUCGCUUCGGACAAGCCAUGCAAUCUGUUUACGGAAGUUUCACCAGCAUCGAGAAUCCAAAAGACUGGACCCCACCGCCAAGAUCGGGCGGCCAUCGGGGACGUUACCUAUGGACAGAUGCAUUUGGGGUUAUCAACUUUCUCACAAUGCAUAACGAGUAUAAAAGAUCGGGCAACGAGGAUUUUGGCGAUGACCGGUACCUAGUGCUGGCCAGCCGUUUGGUCGAGACCGUCCAUGAAAUUCUUGGUAAAACGCGAGACGGCCGCUCAAGGCUACGAGGAGCAACAGACGCGAACCCAUUAGCCGGUGGAUUGAGGAUCGGCAAGACAGAUGCUCGCGGUCCAGACGCUGAUGGGCAAUAUCAUCAUUACCUAACGGUGUGGAUGUUUGCAUUGAACAGGAUGACCAGAGCAUCUGGGGAUAUGAAGUACAAUAGGCAAGCUAUAGAGCUGGCAAAAGCGAUCCAUCCGAGGUUUUUCAUUGAUCGUGCGGCACCUCGGCCGAGAAUGAUUUGGAAGAUGAGCAUGGAUCUCUCGGAACCAAUGGUCAAAUCCGAGGGCAAUCUUGAUCCGAUUGAUGGUUAUGUUGUUUUCCGACUCCUACAGGCUACAGCCAUCGAAGCAGGCGAUGGCGCAGUCUUGACCGAGGAAAUUGACGACUACAAACGCACAAUGGAGCGCAAAGGAGAGCAUUUUGUUUCAAGUGAUCCUCUGGAUUUAGGGAUGACUUUGUGGACAGCACAUUGGUUUUCCGAGCGAGAGAACUGGGCUGCUGAGCUAGCUGGGAAAUGUUUCGAGCAAAUAUACAAUCUGUUUGAGAUCAAUCGAUAUUUGGAGCGUAAUAUUAGGUACCGAUUGGCCUUUCGUGAGUUCGGUACUUCCAUGGGCAUUCAAUGCCAAUCCGAAGUGAGCGUGGAAAAAGAGCGCUCAGUGGAUUUGAAAUGCUAUUCUGAUGCCAUCAUUGCUGCUUGGGACCCGUAUAUGCACCUGGCCAUAUCUGAUGAUUUGACACCAGAGGAUUUGAGGCCUAUAACGCGAGUGAUGUAUGCAUCGGCGUUGAUCCCAGGGGCAUUUCGAGCCGGGUUUUUGGGCCAGGAACCAGCGGUAUCGCUCGAAGGAUGA
Molecule: messenger RNA, 1158 nt
Organism: Penicillium paradoxum
Lineage: Eukaryota; Fungi; Ascomycota; Eurotiomycetes; Eurotiales; Aspergillaceae
Exons: 3
Coding region: 1-1158 (385 amino acids)
Source: RefSeq, a predicted model, not a curated record